Messenger RNA from Acanthoscelides obtectus, 1828 nucleotides. NCBI's taxonomy places the organism in Eukaryota, Metazoa, Arthropoda, Insecta, Coleoptera, Chrysomelidae. The record is from the annotation of a GenBank genome assembly.
CGAUCUGUAACGCUAAUCAGGUUUGCGACGGCGUCUUUUUUACCGUCUACACUAGCGCGGCGCAGUUCGUUGCAUGGUUCGGUUCCCAGUGUUGUUACAUAUCUGUACAUGGCUUAAGAUUCGCACCACUACACUACUCAUUGGUGCAUAUUUAUCUUAUCUCUCACCAGAGUGCCUUUUAUUAAGUAAUGGAAAACUCAAAGCAACAUUUGCCAUUCCUUUAAUAUAUUUUUUAAUAAGAUAAAUGAUUGGUUAGGUACUCGAGUAAUUCCAGUCUAGGAUCUAGUAUUUGUUUAAGUGAACCAAGCUGCUGAACUAACUAUUUCUCUGUACAAUGCCUCUCGAAAAAACGGACGGACGGUUGAAAAUAUAAUAAUUAUUUUUCCAAGGAAGGAAGCUUCCUUGUUUUUAGUUAGAUUGAGGAUUGACCAAACAGCAAUAAAGAGGUUUGUUGGUUAAAUAGUAGUAGCCAAUUUACGAAGUCGCGUCCAGCCAAACCUUUGAUGGUUCAUAUCUACAGAAUUACAGCUACAUUCACCACCUGGGACAUGGGGCAAAUUGCAAUGCUGUUCGUAGCUGACUUUAGCCAUCACGUGUGUUGUGCGUUGACGUUAUGAAUGUAAUUUGUCAGUGAUGUCAUACUUGUCACGUGCUUGUCACUAUUAAAAGUAAAAUUUGAAAACAAAUAUCUUGAAGAGGUAUUUUUGGGUCUUGGUAAAUUCUACAACAAAUAAUGACAAAAUCGGGCCUGCCUGUAAUAGACAGAAUAUCACUUGAAUUAGGAGCACAAGAGCCAUGGCCCAAAGAUGUGGAACUGUAUCAGCCCUACGAAGUAGAGCAAAUCCUGCUACCAGACAACGCAAACUGCCUAGCUGUACAAGCCUUCUUAAAAAUGUGUCACCUAGAUUAUAAAGUAGUACAUAAAGAAAAUGCUGAAGCAAUGUCCCCUACAUUAAAGGUGCCAUUUAUCAAAGCCGGAAGAUUUGUUAUAGCUGAGUUAGAAGGGAUUGUGCAAUUUGUAAAUGGCAAAGGGAUCACAUUAACAGAGAAGCUGGACAAUGAACAGAAGGCUGACAUGAGAGCAUUUAUGUCAUUGAUACACAAUGUUAUUGAAAAUGCAGAGUUAUACAUUUGUUGGGUGGAUAAAGAGACGUACAAUGAAGUAACUAGUGUGCGACAUGGCUCUGUAUAUCCAUGGCCACUAAACCACAUCCAAAAUUGGGAAAAACGUAGUCAAGUUAUCAAGAAACUUAAAGCUCUUGACUGGUACAACAAAACACUCGAAGACGUUUUCUCGGAAGUGGAAACUUGUUGUGAAGCUCUCAAUACUCGAUUAGAUGGAAAACCAUACUUUUUUGAGGAAGGACCAACUGAAUUGGAUGCCUUGGUGUUUGGUCACCUCUUUACAAUCUUGACGACACCAUUGCCAAGGAGCGAUCUAGCCAAUACUGUAAGAAACUAUCCUAAAUUGAUAGAACUUGUACAAAGAAUUGAAAAAGAGUAUUUUAAGAAACAAGCGAAGCAUUAACUCAAAAUUUUCAGUCAAUCAUGUAAAUCUAAGAUUUGUAAAUAACACGAAUUCACCUCAUAUUUGUGGAUUUCCUCCUUAUGUUUUUUGUUUUAUUUACUAACAAAUAAAUAUAUAUUCAACUGUUUAUAUUGUUCAGUUAAAAAAAGAUGAAGAACCUUAGCUUAGGUUAUAUUGACCUCUAUGGCAUCGAUGGAUUUCAACUUAUAAAUCUCUGACUUGAGAAACCACAACAAAGUCUAUUUGUGUAUAGAAGGCGCAGGAGUAUCAGCAUGGUAAUAAAAACAAUAUCAGUAUCAA